Messenger RNA from Archocentrus centrarchus (flier cichlid), 2094 nucleotides. RefSeq lists its product as uncharacterized. Bases 318 to 1988 code for a protein of 556 amino acids. Gene Ontology annotation, molecular function: GTP binding. The transcript has 3 exons. The record is from RefSeq and is a predicted model, not a curated record. NCBI's taxonomy places the organism in Eukaryota, Metazoa, Chordata, Actinopteri, Cichliformes, Cichlidae.
UUUGUUUUCACGCUGCAUAAAAGGAGCGCACUGUGUGCACGCUGCAGGAAAGGAGUCUCAGAGUGAAGCAGAGCUUCAGCUCCCUUUCUGGUCAGCAGGAAACUAUUUGAGUCUCCAGGCUGAAUCCACCUGUGGAUCCUGUGCUGCUGAGAGAGCUCGAAAAGAGAAAAAGGCACACCUGUGUAGCCUUUCACAGAUUUGGGCCUGAAGAACACCUGAAGAGCAGAAGCCUGACUACACAGAAGUCUCAGUUAGCAUUUUAUAAAGAAAGAAAGAUUAACAGUACAUUCAAUAAUUAACAUAUAUCAAAACAGGAAAUGCUCAGAAUUCUCAAAGGAGACAAUAGUCCCAAGAGGAUUUCAGAUGCUGUUAAAAAAAACAGCAAACUACUAAAAUCCCAUUCAGGAUCUCUGCCAGUUUAUCUGAUUCCUCUGGAAAAGGACAAAGAAUUCAGUGUAGAUGGAUGCAGGAGUUUCAGGUUUGGGAAAGAGUCCAGUAAACCCAGUCGCACUAUAAUGGUUCUUGGAGCAACUGGUGCUGGGAAGUCAGCUCUCAUCAAUGGGAUGAUCAAUUAUAUUCUAGGUGUUAAAUGGGAGGAUGACUAUCGCUUUAAGUUAGUUGAUGAAGAUCAGUCAGCAUCACAAGCUCACAGUCAGACCUCUGAAGCCACUGUGUACAAAAUCCACCACCAGGAGGAUUUUACAAUCCCGUUCUCUCUGACCGUUGUGGACACUCCAGGAUUUGGAGAUACGAGAGGCAUAGAAAGAGAUGGCGAGAUUGUAGAACAGCUCCGUAACCUCUUCUCUGCUCAGCACGGUGUCAGUGAAAUUGAUGCUGUGUGUUUUGUAGCUCAGGCUUCUUUAGCACGACUCACAGCAACACAGAAAUAUGUGUUUGAUUCAGUGCUCUCGAUCUUUGGCAAAGAUGUGGCAGAAAACAUCAGGAUUCUGGUGACAUUUGCAGAUGGUCAGAGACCUCCAGUUCUAGAGGCAAUCAAUGCUUCAGGAGUCCCAUGUCCUAAAACCAACGACGGGCAGCCAGCUCACUUCAAAUUCAAUAAUUCAGCUCUGUUUGCAAACAACAAAUCAUCCGAAGCUGAUAGUGUGAGUGAUGAUGAUGAAGGCAGCUUUGAUCAGAUGUUUUGGGAGAUGGGGACAAAAAGCAUGAAGAGAUUUUUUGCUGCUCUGAAUAUCAUAAAUACAAAAAGUUUGACAAUGACAAAGGAGGUCCUCAGAGAAAGAAAGCAGCUCGAGAAUUCAGUGGAGAAUCUGCAGACAAAAGUUAAACUUGGAUUAGCCAAGAUGGAGGAGUUAAAAGAGAUGAGUGAAAAACUUAAAGAAAAUGAAGCAGAGAUCAGCAGAAACAAGGACUUUGAGUUUGAAAUUACUGUCAAAAAACCUGUUCAGGAGGAUAUUUCUGGCACUGGAAACUUCAUCACCAACUGUCAGCAGUGUCAUGUCACCUGUCACUUCCCCUGUUACAUACCAAAUGAUGCCGAAAAAAAUGAGUGUGUAGCAAUAGGACCAGAUGGAUGCUGUACAGAGUGCCCAGGCAAAUGUAUCUGGUAUGUACAUUAUAAUCAGCAGUACAAAUGGGGAUAUGAAGACGUCAAAGAAAAAAAAACAAUAAAAGAGCUGGAAGAAAAGUAUCGGAUAGCCAAAGGAGAGAAGAUGACUGUUCAGAUAGUGGUUGACAACCUUAAGGAUGAGUAUAAAAGUUUGCAGGAUGAGGUGGUGAAACUGAUGCAGAGAUCUGCAGAGUGUCUGAACAGACUCAAAGAGAUCGCACUGAAGCCAAACCCUCUGUCCACUCCAGAGUACAUCGACAUGCUCAUUGAAGGAGAGAAACAUGAGGGCAAACCAGGCUGGAAGGAACGAGUUCAGGCUCUGAUGAAGAUGAAGGAAAAAGCAGAGACUAUGGCUACUGUAGAGAAAGGAGAGAAACUCCUCCAUCACCAAGAAUCACUUGAUGUUAAACCUGAGCCAUAAAUCAUACUGAGUGAAACAGUGAUACAGGGCAGAGUUACAGCAAUUUGUAAUUUGUGCAUUUUUUAAAUUCUAAUAAAUAUGGGCUUCACUUGUCUGCACUACAGCA